AUGGCGAUAGAUAACUUGCAGCAAUUGACCUACGUGAUCAUUUCUGUCGCGUUUGCAAUCGGUACCUCCUCGAUAAUUCUCCGUCUGUACUCUCGAUGGCGCCUGGAGUUCUUCGGUCGGGACGAGUUGGUUGCCGUCUUUCUGUUGUGUAUCAAUGGAAUGCAACAAGCAAUUUUAUACACCCUGCUUCAUUAUGGCAGUGGAGUACAUCUUCGUGAGCUAUCCACAUAUCAGUGGGAAAAUAUCAUCAAGUGGUUCUUCAUCGAGGAUGUCAUCUAUAUGUUCGUCCACUGGACCCUCAAGCAGGCCAUCCUCGUGUCCUAUCUCCGGCUUUCUCCACAGAGGUCUUUCCGAAACACGGUUUACGGCGCCAUGAUUUUGAAUGCCCUAUUCACCAUCGCCAAUUGGCUACUCGCCUUUCUGCAGUGCAGGCCGCUAGAGGCUAUCUUUUAUCCGGGCGAAUAUCCAAACGCGAAAUGCAUCGGAACUUAUGUCGUUCUGAUGGUUCCAACCGGACUGAAUGUCAUCAUGGACAUCAUUCUCAUGAUUCUACCGAUCCCGACCGUUAUGAAGCUCCAAACGAAUGCCAAGCGUCACGCCACUCUCGGAGCCAUCUGCUUCGGCGGCCUGUCGCUAGUAACGCUGUUAUGUCGCUUUUAUGUCCAGAAACAAAUUGUCACGAGUUCGGAUACCACAUGGGUAAUGGGUCGAAUGGUCAUUGUGACCGCGAUAGAGAUCGAGAUUGGCAUGGUGGUGGCGAAUCUUCCCGCAUUGGGGACUCUCGUCCCCAACCUCACAAACAGCUUCCACGAUUCUCACAAGCUGCCAGAUUCGAGCAAACCCCGCUCGGACGGGGCCCAAAACCGGAAGAAUGGUGGUUCGCGCAUCUCACGGGCCGAACCGCCGAGUCUCGAGGAACUUGGCGCGACUCUGACAGGGUCGGAAGAAAAACUUCUCGGAAUGGGAAGCGGGAAGGUCAAUAUCACAGUCACAACGAAUGUGGAUGUUGCGUCGAUGCGGGUGCCGUCCGGGGUGGAUGAGUACAUCGAUCAUUUUGAUGAAUUACGCAAACCAUCGGAUGAUUAG
Molecule: messenger RNA, 1086 nt
Organism: Aspergillus heteromorphus CBS 117.55
Lineage: Eukaryota; Fungi; Ascomycota; Eurotiomycetes; Eurotiales; Aspergillaceae
Exons: 6
Coding region: 1-1086 (361 amino acids)
Source: RefSeq, a predicted model, not a curated record